Varroa destructor (honeybee mite) is the source of this 2636-nucleotide messenger RNA. RefSeq names its product histone H4 transcription factor-like. Gene Ontology annotation, biological process: regulation of transcription by RNA polymerase II; anatomical structure development. Gene Ontology annotation, molecular function: RNA polymerase II cis-regulatory region sequence-specific DNA binding; DNA-binding transcription factor activity, RNA polymerase II-specific. NCBI's taxonomy places the organism in Eukaryota, Metazoa, Arthropoda, Arachnida, Mesostigmata, Varroidae. The record is from RefSeq and is a predicted model, not a curated record.
UAGAACUCCGCUAUAGUGUUAAACGUGUACUAAGGACCGAAACAGAGAGUAAUGUGCCAAGGUAAAUGGCUGUAUCUCUGUUAAUUUAUUCAGCGAAUCCGUGAUAUAAAAUUAUGAUAUCGCAGAAUUUAUCAGCAGACCGGGAUAGUUUUCACGAAUCAGCCAUGUCAAGGAAACGGGAACGACGUGAGCUGCAAAUGGAUGCAGAAAAAAUCGAUGAGCCGCACCAAAAAUCUGGUGGGAAUUCUCGUUCGAAACGACCUCGAGCGUCGUAUACGGGACUUGCACCGACGCCUGUCUUUCAUAAUCUGACCGCUGAUCUUCCCUGUAGAUGGGCAAAUUGUCAAGACAUCUGUCCCGACCUUUGCGCAUAUUACACUCACUUACGAAGGCACAUGUGGACUGGGAAGGACGCUCGUAACGAGACUGGCGAACGGUGUCGAUGGAGAGAAUGUGCCGCUACUCAGCCUUGGACACCGACUCACGUUUAUUAUCACGGGUAUCACGAAAAGUUAAAAUUGCUAGGGGAUCGGAAACUCGCAUCCAGGCGCGAUUUCAAAUGCUACUUACCUACACAGAACCGUCACACUGUUGAUGUAUUUGACGCGUUUGAGUGCGAAUGGGCGGACUGCGAGUAUGUACUGGAAAGUCCAGAAGACUUCAACUUUCAUCUUCUAGUCCAUGUUCACGAGACCAUCGAAGGCACUGAUUGGCAUAAGGACAUGUACCGGUGUCAGUGGACGGAUUGCCGAUUAGACUUUACGUAUUCGCUGUUGCGUGGACACGUCAAAUCCCACAGCUCGCAAAAAGAUUCGUCCUGCUCCACUUGUGGAGCUAUUUUCCGCUCAGCUAAUAAGUUUCUUGAUCAUUUUCGAAGGCAGAUGCAACCUGCGAGCCAGUCGGAGUCAUUGCAGUGCCGCUACUGCUCAAAGGCCUUUUUCCAUGACCGCAUUUUGAGGGAUCAUGAACGUCAGCAUAUCUCACAGUACAAGUGUCCAUUUUGCGAAAUGACUAUGCCCGCCCCAAAUGAUCUACGGGGUCACAUUGCGACAAGACACACGACGGACAGGCCAUUCGCAUGUGGUCAAUGUCCCAGUCGCUUCAAGCUUCCUAGAAAUCUGUCAACGCAUGUUGAGCGAGUCCACAACUCGAAGGAAAUGCGAUGCAAGCAUAACGAGUGCAGAUUUACCACAAGAAGCCACUAUAAAAUGCGUAGACAUAGAUUACAGGGUCAUUCCGAGGGAGAGAGCCGUAUCUAUGCAUGCCAUCUCUGCAGUGAGCGUUUUGAGAUCGAAGGUCAUCUACUGAGCAGACACCUUGUGGCUGAACACGGUCUGCAAUGGCCAGCCGGACAUCGUCGUUUCUUCUAUGUGCGUGACCCAGCUGAAGGCGUUUUUCGCCUGCAAACAUUUCGGUAUGAGAGUGCAGAAAUUUCGGAAAUCGUACCGGAGGGAGUUGACAUCGAUAAAGCUGGAACUGCUGCACUCCGUGCACGGCACGAUAAUGACGGCGAAGAAGAAGACGAAGAAGGGGGAGAAGCUGGGGGUAGCUGAUCAAAGCGAUGAUGGUUGUGGUGGGGUUUAUAAUUCUUCCGUUUCUGUUAUUGCUGAGGCCGACGAUGCCGAUUAGAUAAAUGAAGAUACCGGCGGACAAGUUAUUGUAGGACACAUCUCCGGCCAUCUAGAAGACGGUAGAAACCUUUUAGAUGACAGGAAUCAAAGUCAGGUCGCAUGUAAAGUGAGUGAAGAUGAGAUGCUUGUAGAUGAGGAAGCUGUUGCUAAUCAUAAAGAGCAAAUGGACUGUGAGGCGGUUCAAUCUUCAACUGAACUAAAGAUCUGGAACGUGAUUUGAAUAUAAUAAUUUUUUCAGUGAGAUGGUCACUAUAUGAAAAUCAGAAAUCUCACUCAAGUUGUGAGAGUGUUAAGUUUCUCACUUAUGAAUAAUUUUUUUCGGAACCAAUACGUCUGAAGUAGCUAAAAAUCUGUGUCCAACCUAAGUAUUACAGCAUACUUGUUGACACAGGUAUACUUUAAUGUACAAAUUUAAACACAGAAAAAAAACAAAUAAUCAGUUUAGUGGGACCCGAAAAGUAACCAAUUAUCAUAGUUCAUCGUCAAAUUGCUUAUUGUUUGUUUUGUGCUUUGAAAAGCGCGUGUGUGAACUGCUUUCGGCCUGUCACAGAUUCGUUAAAAUUAUCUUCCUCGGUGCCACUAAAAAAUAGGUCACCUAGAUUUUAGAUCUUCAACAAAAUGCUCUCAUCAUUUAAUAUUUGUUAUAUACACUUAGUAUCUUUUUUCAACCUUAUAUCUAUGAGUAUUAGAUGUCUUACCUCUUCAACCUGUAGAUGUUAUUUUUCCAUCGUUCCCCCCUCCAUCUAUAAAGUGUAUUUAUGUAAUGCCGCAUCCUAAAUCAUCCAACACCUUUUUCAUCUAUUUCUAACUAAAUGCCAAGCUGAAUAAUUGAGCUUACGUCGUUUUUCAAGUUCCGUCGGAUUAUUUUUAUCAUCUUUAAAACUAUAUAUAAAAAAAAUAAGAUUUUACAGACAAAACUUCAUUUAUUUUUCUACUUUAGACGUCCCACCAAAUGUAAUCACCCCAUACAUACGGUAAUAAAAUCAAGGUUUUGUGUUUACCUCA